Penicillium longicatenatum is the source of this 930-nucleotide messenger RNA. RefSeq lists its product as uncharacterized. The record is from RefSeq and is a predicted model, not a curated record. Lineage: Eukaryota; Fungi; Ascomycota; Eurotiomycetes; Eurotiales; Aspergillaceae. The transcript has 4 exons. The annotation marks the transcript as partial.
AUGACUGUUAUCGCCGUCGCCGGGGGAUCGGGAGGGGUGGGCAAGACCCUUGUCGAGAGAUUGAUGCAAGAACCCAAGUUUAAAGUCAUCGUGCUCUCUCGUCAAUCGACGCAAGAAUCAGCUUUCCCUGAAAUCCCGAUUGUGCAGAUCAACUACGAUGAUGUUCAGUCGAUAGCGAAGACCCUUGAUAGUCACAAUGUUCACACUAUCAUAUCUGCUAUCGGCCUUAUCUCCGAUGAGACCAGUCAAUCUCAAUUAAACCUCAUUGAUGCGGCCGAGUUAUCUGCAACAAUCAAGCGAUUCAUUCCAAGUGAAUUCUCGUUUAUUCAAACAUCAGAUCUUCUCCCGAUAGAUCCAAGUAUUCAAUACUGGCUUGAUGCUGCCAAUCGUCUGAAAAACAGCUCGCUGAAGUACACUCGUGUCAUCCCGGGUUACUUCAUGGACUACUGGGGCAUGCCGCAUGUCCAAACCAAUCUGCAGCCCUACACUUUCGGAAUCAACAUCGCCAAGCGCGAAGCCGCAAUACCUGGUGAUGGUAAUGAUGUAAUCUGUAUGACCUACACGCACGAUAUGGCGAAAUACGUGAUCAAAGUCCUCGAUCUCGACGAAUGGCCUGAAUUUAGCAUAAUUGUGGGCGAUGAAGUCACCUAUAAUCAGAUCUUGAGCAUGGCGGAAGAAAUCACGGGUACAAAGUUCAAAGUGACAUACGAUAGCAUUGAACAAAUUAACACAGGGGAUGUCACUGUACCACCGAGUCUGGAUGAUACAGCAAAUGACUCAAUCGAUGAACUGAAAGAGGUCACAGCGCUGUGUAGCAGGCUCAUUGUGAAUGGUGUCUUCCAGUUUCCUAAGGAGAACCGGCUCAAUGCUCGAUUCCCGGAUGUGCGACCCAUCACGAUGAGAGAAUUACUGGAGAAAUGCUGGAAGGGC